Molecule: messenger RNA, 5047 nt
Organism: Sciurus carolinensis (gray squirrel)
Lineage: Eukaryota; Metazoa; Chordata; Mammalia; Rodentia; Sciuridae
Gene: Slc45a3
Product: solute carrier family 45 member 3
Exons: 5
Coding region: 2087-3748 (553 amino acids)
Biological process (GO): transmembrane transport
Cellular component (GO): membrane
Molecular function (GO): sucrose:proton symporter activity
Source: RefSeq, a predicted model, not a curated record
GCCCGGAGCGAAUCCCAGAGGAGAGCGCCGGGCUGCGGGCGCCCGGGGGUGCGGUCCCCGCUUUGCCGCGGGCGGGUGCCGAGUACCAGGCGCCCGCUGGGGUCCCCGCUGAGCUCGGCUUUCUUCCGUGGCGAGUGGGCUGGGCUGGAGGCGCGCUGGUCCUCCGGCUGUCCCGGGCCGGGAGGGGUGGACGGGGAGAGGCCCCUCGCCGGAGCCCCAGGCUCGGCAGACGGCGCGCGGACCGGCCGCUCGCUCCUGUUGCAGCCUCCCGCGUCAGAGUUUUCUUUGGAAAGUUGCAUUUAUUUUCUUCCCUUGUCUGGGCUUCGCCGGAAAGGGGCUGGAUGAGUCACCGCGGCGCGCACAGUCCGGGACUAGGGGGAGCCGGCAAAAGGGCCCACGACCGCGACGCCGCGGGUGCUCAGCUCUGAUCAGCUUUCUUGGGGAACAGGGAGAUGGUUAUUAAGGGAGGAAAAGGGGACUGAGCCCUUUUGGACUAGUCCUGGGUCAAGGCUUUGGGUAGAGUUGAGCUGGGGUGUGUUACUGUGCCCCCCAUUCAGCUGGUCAUCCUUCUUGGGGAGCCGAAAGGAGAGCCCGCUGUUUGCUCCUGUCUCCCAAGGCUCAGUUGGGGAUGGAGAAGAGUUCUCUAAAUAGCAAACAGGUGUGGUGGUGCGUACCUGGGCAUUCCCUCCAGCUUCUUAGAGCUCUGGACUUGGGCAGCAGCAUGGCUUGGUGGAGAAGCCCUCAUGAACCUCCAGGCUCAGUCCUUCCCUUGUCUCCCAUUCCCUUCAGGCAGUGGAACCCUGUGAGUUGCUCUUGCCCUUGACCUCUGAAUCUGUCUCCUUUUUUCUGACACACACUCUUGACCUGCUCAGCUUUUCCCUCUGGCCUAAAGGCAUAUCCUGGUGCUUCCUCUUCUCCCGGGCGACCAGAGUUGGGGUAGGGAGGGGCUUGGCAUGGUGAGUACCUGGUGAGGACUUGCCUUCAGCUGUUACACAGACCCAGUCCUGGUGGAGAGCAGACUAAGAAUAGCCCAGUUGCUGCCCUGCUGCCCUGGAGCUGCAGCCAGGAAUUGCCAAUAGACCAGGGCCCAGAGUGACCCUUGUUGGGCUCCUGGAAACAUUGCUCAGGGUUGGGGUUGAGGCUGUGGGGGCUUCUGGCUCCCUUUCCUGAAGCACUUAACAGAUCUCCUUUCAGAGUGCAGGCAGCCUUGUGUGGACCCACCUGCCCAAGUGGAGGCUGGCAUGGGAUGGGUGGAGGUAGAGGAAGAGGCUGGAUGGGAAGCCUGAGGAAACCAGGGAGCAAGUUCCAGGGAGCAAGUGGACAUAAUCUGAGGUUACAGUCCCUUCUGUUGAACCAUUUCACCGCCCCUCCAUUCCUUCCUUAUCACCACCCCCCAGGCUUGUCCUGGAGCCAGGACUCUGUUGUUCUAAAAAUGCCCAGAAAAUGGAGCUUGAGUCAGCCGGAUGAGUCUGAAGAUAAAAAUACAGCUGUGGAUGAAUGUACAGCUGUGGACAUACAGGCCCCAAUUUAGUGGGUGUGUGCUGGGGGGGGGGUUUCCUAUGCACCCAUGGAGUGUAUGGUGAAUUCCCCCCUGCCCCUCCUGGCUCUCUGACUAACCCUGAAGGAGGAGCUGGACAGUAGCUUGGGUGGUCCACUGUGGUCUGCCAGGCCACUGGGUGAUGGAGGGGUGGUGGGCAGUUCCCAAGCUGGAGCUCCUCCUGAGCAGUACUCUGGAGAGAGAAGGCAGAAAGGCAGGGUGGGAUGGUAUGAGGACUCUGGAAGGGAGGUCAACUUUAGGCAUUGUCACCUGGACCUUGCGAAACUGAGAACACAUGAGGGAUGGAAAUCCAGACUGCUGGAGAGGAUCUGAGUGACAAGAUCGUCCCCACUGAAGUGCUGCGGGGCAAGCGUUUAGCAUGGGCUGAGACAUUGGACCUGUACCAGAGGUCUGGCAGAAAUGGGCACCUGGCUGAAUCCUAGGCAGGUGGAGGCAGUGAGGAGGAGAGGCCUGGACUUCCGGAGCAGGGCUGGGAUGAAGCAGCCGUGGAGCGUGUGAACAGUCCGAGCCCGACCUGCCUGGCCCACCAUGGUCCAGAGACUGUGGGUGAGCCGCCUGCUCCGGCAUCGGAAGGCCCAGCUCCUGCUGGUCAACCUGCUGACCUUUGGCCUGGAGGUGUGUCUGGCUGCUGGCAUCACCUACGUGCCUCCCCUGCUGCUGGAAGUGGGGGUAGAGGAGAAGUUCAUGACCAUGGUGCUGGGCAUUGGUCCAGUGCUGGGCCUGGUCUCCGUCCCACUCCUAGGCUCAGCCAGUGACCAGUGGCGUGGGCGCUAUGGCCGCCGGAGGCCCUUCAUCUGGGCCCUGUCCUUGGGUGUCCUGCUGAGCCUCUUUCUCAUCCCGAGGGCGGGCUGGCUGGCAGAGCUGCUGUGCCCAGACACCAGCUCCCUGGAGUUGGCGCUGCUGAUCCUGGGCGUGGGGCUGCUGGACUUCUGUGGCCAGGUGUGCUUCACUCCACUGGAAGCCCUACUCUCUGACCUCUUCCGGGACCCAGACCAUUGCCGCCAGGCCUUCUCUGUCUACGCCUUCAUGAUCAGCCUUGGGGGCUGCCUGGGCUACCUCUUGCCUGCCAUUGACUGGGACGCCAGCGCCCUGGCCCCCUACCUGGGCACCCAGGAGGAGUGCCUCUUUGGCCUGCUCACUCUCAUCUUCCUCACCUGCAUGGCAGCCACGCUGUUUGUGGCCGAGGAGGCAGUGCUGGGCCCGACCGAGCCAGUGGAAGGGCUUUCGGUCCCCUCCGCGUCCCCCCACUGCUGCCCUUGCCAUGCCCACCUGGCUUUCCGGAACCUGGGUGCCCUGUUUCCUCGGCUGCACCAGCUCUGCUGCCGCAUGCCUCGCACCCUGCGUCGACUCUUUGUGGCGGAGCUGUGCAGCUGGAUGGCGCUCAUGACCUUCACACUGUUCUACACGGAUUUUGUGGGUGAGGGCCUGUACCAGGGUGUGCCCAGAGCUGAGCCAGGCACCGAGGCCCGGAGACACUAUGAUGAAGGCGUGCGGAUGGGCAGCCUGGGGCUCUUCCUGCAGUGUACCAUCUCCCUGGUCUUCUCCCUGGUCAUGGACCGGCUGGUGCAGCGAUUUGGCACCCGGGCAGUCUACCUGGCCAGCGUGGUGGCCUUCCCAGUGGCUGCUGGUGCCACUUGCCUGUCUCGCAGUGUGGCCGUGGUGACAGCCUCAGCUGCCCUCACUGGGUUCACCUUCUCAGCCCUGCAGAUCCUGCCCUACACGCUGGCCUCACUCUACCACCGCGAGAAGCAGGUGUUCCUGCCCAAAUACCGAGGGGACGCCGGCAGUGGUGGCAGUGAGGACAGCCUGACGACCAGUUUCCUGCCAGGCCCUAAGCCUGGAGCUCCCUUCCCCAACGGACACAUGGGUGCUGGAGGCAGCAGCCUGCUCCCCGCUCCCCCCGCACUCUGUGGGGCCUCCACCUGCGAUGUCUCCAUGAGAGUGGUGGUGGGUGAGCCAACCGAGGCCAGGGUCAUCCCGGGCCGGGGCAUCUGCCUGGACCUUGCCAUCCUGGACAGUGCCUUCCUGCUGUCCCAGGUGGCCCCAUCCUUGUUUAUGGGCUCCAUUGUCCAGCUCAGCCAAUCUGUCACUGCCUAUAUGGUGUCAGCCGCAGGCUUAGGUCUGAUUGCCAUUUACUUUGCUACACAGGUAGUAUUUGACAAAAGUGAUUUGGCCAAAUACUCUGUGUAGAAUGCUUCCUGCACACUGAGCAGAGGGCCUACCUUGCUUGGUCUGAGUACCCAAGGGGCUGCAGGACUGAUAGUCCAGUGUUUGUUGCUGCCAAAGCGGCAUGGCUCUCUGCUGCCACCCCAUGGUGGUGAGUUGCAUAGCUGCACAGAGAGGGGACUGGGGCUUCUCUCCCCUCUCCCCAGUUUCUAGGGCUGGUCCAGAGGCAGCUUCAGUGCGGAUUUGUGCAGGGAAGCCAGAAAGGCAGUACAUUUGAUUAGCUCCGUGCACUGGAAUGCAGGACUCUGCAGUGGACUGACCAGGCUCAGGGUUAACAGCUAGUUUCCUGGUUGAGACAGACCUAGAGAAGAAAUUUGAGGAACUGAAUAAACUCCCACCCAAGCCCCCUCAUUCUGCAGAACCCCCAACAGUGUUGCUCUUGCAUGAGAGUUUCUAGUGUGAAACUUUCAACAAUAUUUGGAAGGAUGAAAGCUAAUGGAGAGGAAGAGUCCUAAGGGGCCAGGAGAAGCCCCUUGGUCUAUAGCACUGCCUUUCUGCUGAUGCCCCCACCACACCGCCUUUUAUCAGGACAUGGCUUGUUGGUCCCUGGUUUGCCAUCAUGGGGACACAGGCCUUUAAAUAUUUAACUUAUUUAUUUAACAAAGUAGAAGGAAUUCUAUUCCCAGCUUUUCUGGGUUGCUGUCUAGGAGUUGGGUUGAGUGGGAUCACCAACAACCAGUCCCCUGAAAUGUCUGGGCUGGGCAUUGAUAGAAUCCCUUCUCUUGGGGUGAUAGGUCUGACCCCCAAAACUACCUAACCCAGCACCUUGGAAGCGCUACUCACCCCAGUCAAUAUCCCGGAUGUCCUUACCGAAGGCUGGGGGCUUGAGGGGAAGUGAAGAGACUCCAGGCCUUAGCAGCAUCUCUAGCCUCCUCUCCUCCCUUGGCCCAGCCUGGCUCCCCCAAUUCCCCUCUGUUUCCUGGGCUAAUAAAGACAUUGCCCUUCCACCCCCACUUCACCCCAACUUUCCCCACUGGCUCCACAACCUCUCUUUGGGGCUAUUGCAGGACCAGAAGCACACCGUGGUUCCUCGAGCCUUUGUCCAUCUCAGCCUCCAGGGCAUAUCUGUGCUCGGGGAAUCUCACACAAACUCAGGAGCACCCCCUGCCUGAGCCAAGGAGCUCUUAUCUCUUGGGGGUUUAAGUGCCGUUUGCAAUAAUGUUAUGUCUUAUUUAUUUAGUGGAGUAAAUAUUUUAUACUGUAUGUGAGCAAUCAGAGUAUAAUGUUUAUGGUGAUGAAAUUAAAUACUUCCUAUAUGUUUAA